Messenger RNA from Melospiza melodia melodia, 1217 nucleotides. RefSeq lists its product as uncharacterized. The coding region runs from base 108 to 1217 and encodes 369 amino acids. The transcript is spliced from 2 exons. The record is from RefSeq and is a predicted model, not a curated record. Lineage: Eukaryota; Metazoa; Chordata; Aves; Passeriformes; Passerellidae.
GGAUCUGCGCCAGCACGGCCUGCUCCUCGUCCCACAGGAACUUGUGCAGCUUCUCGAAUUCCCACUUCACCUGACACUCCAGACGCUCCGAUUCCUCCUGGGAAUGAAUGUCGGUACCUUGCUCCAGGAUGGAAUCAAUGCUCCAGCCCCGGCUGCAUGUGCAGGAUCAGGAUCACGAUCAAUCCCACCUCUGGAGCACAAGAACUCUCUGGAUUCCUCCUUCCCAGAGCUCAGGGAUCACUGGGAUCAUGCUGGCUUCCCCAAAUUCCCAUCCCCACUUCCCAAAUCCCCAUCACUCCCCUUUUCCAGAUGGAAUCAGUGCUCCAGCCCCAGCUGUAUGUGCACGAUUUGGAUUGGGAUCAAUCCCAGCUCUGGAGCACCAGAAUUCCCUGGAUUCCCAUUCCCAGCACUCAGGAAUCCCCUGGGAUCACGCUGCCCUUCCCAAAUUCCCAUCCCCACUUCCCAAAUGCCCACAGCUCUCCUUCUCCACGUUGGGAUCAGGGCUUCACUCCAGCUGCAUUCCCAAUCAGGACCAGGCCUUCACUCCAGCUGCAUUCCCAUCUCUGGAGCACCAGAAUUCCCUGGAUUCUCCUUUCCCAGCACUCAGGGAUCACUGGGAUCAUGCUGGCUUCCCCAAAUUCCAAUCCCUGCUUCCCAAAUCCCCAUCACUCCCCUUUUCCAGAUGGAAUCAAUGCUCCACCCCAGCUGCAUUCCCAGUCAGGUUUGGGAUUGAGAUCAAAUCCCACCCCUGGAGCACCCAAAUUCCCUGGAUUCCCCUUUCCCAGAGCUCAGGGAUCACUGGGAUUGUGCUGCCCUUCCCAAAUUCCCAACCCUGCUUCUCAAAUCCCCAUCACUCUCAUUUUCCAGAUGGGAUCAAUGCUCCACCCCUGCUGCAUGUGCUGGUGUGGGAUCAGGAUCAAUCCCACCUCUGGAGCACCCAAAUUCCCUGGAUCCCCCUUCCCAGAGCUCAGGGAUCACUGGGAUCACGCUGCCCUUCCCAAAUUCCAAUCCCCACUUCCCAAAUCCCCACUGCUCUCCUUUCCCAGAUGGGAUCAGUGCUCCGCCCCAUUGAACAUGCAGGACUGGGAUCAGGAUCCGGAUCAGGACUGGGAUCGGGAUCAGGAUUGGGAUCGGGAUCCAGAACCGGAUCAGGAUUGGGAUCAAUCCCGCCUCAAGAGGGAACACGCACCUCGUUGUGCCGGGCGAUGCACUCGUAG